Messenger RNA from Saccostrea echinata, 1182 nucleotides. RefSeq lists its product as uncharacterized. Gene Ontology annotation, biological process: DNA catabolic process. Gene Ontology annotation, cellular component: cytoplasm. The record is from RefSeq and is a predicted model, not a curated record. The transcript is spliced from 4 exons. The coding region runs from base 1 to 1182 and encodes 393 amino acids. Gene Ontology annotation, molecular function: nucleic acid binding; 3'-5'-DNA exonuclease activity. NCBI's taxonomy places the organism in Eukaryota, Metazoa, Mollusca, Bivalvia, Ostreida, Ostreidae.
AUGCAGGAUGGCAAAAAAGAGGCAGUGGCCGUUCAUAUGAUAGUUUGUCAGGUUCAUGAAAAAAUAGGCUUAUCACCUGGUAAAUUCACAAGAUGCAGAUUGAUAAUCAACGAUAUCAUAAAAGCAAAGAAUAAAGCCAUAGCAAGGACCAGAGAGGCAAGGAAAAGAAGACUGAAGCUGAAGCUAGAACGGGGAAAGAAGUCAUCUUCAGCAGAACUGAGGGAAGGGACUACAUACCAGCCUGGUAUUGACCUUAGUGAAUCAGAUGCUGUAGAUGUGGAAGCCAUUCCUCCCCCCUGUUAUCCCCCUGUGGAGAAACCGCCAUUGGCUAAAGGAGCUUAUGUGUAUUUUGAUCUUGAAGCAACUGGCCUGGAAAGAGAUUCCCACAUAACACAGAUAGCUGCUCUUGAUGAAGAAAGUGAUGAAUGUUUCUGCAGUUAUAUCAUUCCAAAGAAACCCAUAAGUUUCCAAGCUUCAAGGGUAACUGGACUAAGGAUUAAGGAAAACACAAUGUACCAUAAUGGUAUGCCCGUUCCAGCAGAAUCCAUUCAUGAAGUUCUCAGAGGUUUUAUUUCUUUUCUUGAUAACUUACCAUCAGAUCAGCAGAAGAUUCUUGUAGGCCACAACAUAAAAUCAUAUGAUUGUCUCGUGCUGAUGCAUGCCCUGAGGAGCUGUGGAAUGGUGGAUGACUUUCACCAACAAGUGAUUGGAUACAUGGAGACCAGAAAACUUUUCCGCCUAUCAUUUCCUAGUCAAAAAUCAUUCUCGCAAAUUAAUCUAAGCAGGGCUCUUCUUGGUGAAAACUUUACAUAUGCUGCACAUGAUGCGAUGGAAGAUGUUAGAACUUUGAAAAAACUAGUCCUUUUGCCUUCUGUGUCCUCAAGUGAUAAAGAACUCUGUGAGUUUUCCACAACUUAUAUAACUGAAUCUAUAAAUCAUAACACACGAGUAAAAGCAAACCUACCCACUUUACAAGUUCUCAUAAAUCAGAAGGUUCUGACAGCUGCAAUGGCGAGAAAAAUUGCAGGGAGCAAUUUGACUUUUCAUCACUUAGAGGUAGUUUUCAGAAGGAAUGGCCAAGAGGGUCUGUUAACACUUCUUUCAGAAACUGUAUCAGGAAGAGUUAGAGUGUCAAAAUCCAAGAAACUGAUUACUUCUCUUUGUGACUACUUUUCAAAGUAA